Molecule: messenger RNA, 333 nt
Organism: Arabidopsis thaliana (thale cress)
Lineage: Eukaryota; Viridiplantae; Streptophyta; Magnoliopsida; Brassicales; Brassicaceae
Product: Defensin-like (DEFL) family protein
Exons: 2
Coding region: 26-265 (79 amino acids)
Cellular component (GO): extracellular region
Source: RefSeq, marked reviewed
AAAAAAAUAUAAAGAUAUCAUAAAAAUGACUACCACCAAGACAAUGUUAGUUGCAUUUGUUCUCACUUUGUUCUUUGUCAUAUCUUCUGUUCAUUGCUCCGAUGGCACUAGUGGUUAUGGCAUAACGGAAGCGACUAAAAGAUGCUUUACACCAGCGCCAUGUACGAGGGGAUUGUUCUAUUGCCAGACGUUUUGUUCAAGUUUAAGUGCUGUAUUGAUCGGUGUAUGUGAAUCUGGAAUAUGUUGUUGUAUACUGAACCAAUGAAUGUAAUGAAAAAAUUGUAAUCUUCUAAAAUAAAACAUUAAUAAAACCUUAGGAUUCGUUUCAAACCU